This is a messenger RNA of Contarinia nasturtii (swede midge), 3039 nucleotides long. It is a transcript of the gene Ipp, whose product is annotated as inositol polyphosphate 1-phosphatase. Gene Ontology annotation, molecular function: inositol-1,4-bisphosphate 1-phosphatase activity. The transcript has 5 exons. The record is from RefSeq and is a predicted model, not a curated record. Lineage: Eukaryota; Metazoa; Arthropoda; Insecta; Diptera; Cecidomyiidae. Bases 226 to 1305 code for a protein of 359 amino acids.
UUUUCUCCAUCAAUUCGAAUUGUAAAGAAAAAAGUUUGAUUCGUCUUAUCUAAUUGGAAAAUUCGGUCAUACUAUCGUAUAAUUGUACAGAAUUAUUGGCAAUUUCAAGUUUGUAGUCAUUUGAAAGAGUGAGAAAAAGGAAAUCAAUCGAAAAACUACAAUAUCAAUAAUAAUAAGAGAAUAAAAAGUACCAUCUACAACAAGAAAAACGAUUGAAGGAGAAAAAUGGUGAAAAAUAUUAUGGAAGCAUUGGUGCAUGCAUCGGAAAAAGCAACCAAUAUAGCAAGAUUGUGCCGUCAAAAUGAACAUUUGUUUCCGUUGCUUGUCGAAGAAAAACCAGCCGAAGAAUCGAAUCCUCGUUUCGUCAAAGAUUUCAAAACUUUGGCCGAUGUUUUGAUCCAACAAACCAUUCGAUAUGACGUUGGAAAUUUGUAUCCACUAGUUCAUAUCCAAGGUGAAGAGACAGCUACAUUCACCAACGGACUCGGCGAAUCAAUAGAUCUAGAGAUAACCGAUAUUCAAGAGAACACUAUCGAUUGUUUAGUGAAAAUUUUGGAUGGAGACCGAGUUGCUGCCGAACUUUUAGCUGCCGAAGUAUACCGAACAGUUAUUUGUGAACAUGGUGACGUUGACGCACUGCCCGAUUUGCCAGACAAUUUGGACCUAUCAGGAGUUGGAAUUUGGAUUGAUCCGAUUGAUGCGACUCAGGAGUAUAUCAAGGCCGAAACGAUAAGAAAAUAUCCGAAAAUUUGUGCUUCGGGCUUGGAAUGUGUUACAGUGUUGAUUGGAUUAUACGAUAAAGGAAAUGGAAAACCACUGGCUGGCAUUAUCAAUCAGCCAUUCAAUGAGAAAACGGAUACAGGGUACAAAAGUAAAAUUGUUUGGGGUGUAUGCAUGGGGGACGAUCUCAAAGUAACAAAUCUUCCAAAAGAGCAUCUCAAAAAUACCAAACUCGCGGUUGUGUCAUCGUCUGAGGAUGAAAAAUAUAUCAAAGCGCUCAGAGACUUAGGCUAUACGGUGGUUUAUUCAGCCGGAGCUGGUUAUAAAAUAAUGAAAGUGAUUUGUGGUGAUGCUGAUUUAUUUUUGCUUAGCAAAAAUACCACAUUCAAAUGGGAUACAUGCGGACCACAUGCCAUUUUGAAUGCAAUUGAUGGGGGUCUUUUUAAAAUUGAGGACAUCAUCGAAUCGAAUAAUAUUAUUGAAAUUGAUUAUUCGGAUGAACGUGAAAAUGCAAACGAGGGCGGUUUGCUUGCGUUGCGUCGCGACGAAAAGCAUAUACUACAAGAUUUGUACAGUAAAAAGUAAGCAAUUUACCGGCCGACGGCACUAAUCGCCAUCGCCGACAACCACCCCUCACCCCAAUCGCCUCCUAUGAGCAAACUUAAUGAACUGCAAACGAUAAGUAUUAAGAAACACAUACCAAAACUAAAACAAAAACAAAAACCAAUUGGCGACAAUUAACAGAAACACGAAAAUAUACACAAACACGAUUAUUCCAGAGUAUCAAAAUUUAUUGAAAAAAUUAAAAUAAAAACAGGUGUUUACAGAGAGCAUUGAAAUUAUUUUGUGUAAUCAUAUAUAUAAAUGGAAUUUAGAACGAUUGACAAAGAUAUAUACAUUUAGAUUUUGACUAUUUAUUCUUGUGAACAUUUAUAAAUGUAGGCACGGUUUGCCGAUGUAGAGUUAGUUUCUUUUUCUCAGAGAAGCAACAUUAAAUUGGCUUCAAAAGUGAUUUAAAAUGGCAAAUGGGCUACAUCCUCCAACUAAUUGGCGAAUUUAAUUUUAGUUUUUAUUUUAAUUUAAGUUACAAUGAUUUUUUUUGUUUUUGAUUUUCCACAAAAAAAAAACUGCAUUACAUUAAGCGCAUCGCUUUUUUAAUAUAGUUUUUAUUUUAUUUUCGAUUGAAUGAUCAAAUUGAGCGUAUUAAAUUCUGAACUCAACAGUUGGAUAGUAGACUCAGUGAGAUCAUUCGUAUAAUUUCAGACUGAUUUUUGUUGCCAGAAUUUUAUGUUUAAUUAUUAUUAUUAGAUUGUAUUUGUAAUUAAGCCAAAAACAAAAUCUAUAUUUGCGAACUCUGAAUGUUGGACAUAAUUGUCAUCACUAAAAUCAAACUGAAAACAGCAACAAAAUAAUGAACAAAUUUAAAAAAAACCGGCGACGGCCAAUAAAUUAUAGUAUCAUGUGCCGAUUUAUACGGUUUUUCUGCACAUUUAAUUGAAUAACAAAAACAAAAAAAAAAACAAUUUAAACAAAUCCAUUGUUUCAACUUAUCGAUAGAAAUCAGACCAAGUGUGGUCUCAAAAAAGUGAGAUUCUCAUAGUCGAAUAAUUUACAACGCAAAACCAGCUUAAAACAUAUAUAUUUGUAAAAAAAAUAUAAAUUAAACAAAAAAGUGCAAUAAAAUUUAGAGGCUUAGGUUAUGUGGAAAGGUGUAUUUAAAAUUUGACGAAUGUUUAGGGUAUAUGGAAUCUAUUAAUAUUAUUAUUGUGGUUGUGCUUUCAAAUCCAAGUAAACCAAGAUGAACAAAACAAAAAUAAUGAUGACAUAUUGUAGUGCUGUUGGCAAUUAUUUAAUUGCAAAAAAUUCUAUGUUUACACUCAAAAUGAAUUCGCUAAGAUUGAAGAUUAGUUUCGCUAGAAAAUCAAUAAAAACAGAUGAAUUUAUAUAUAUAGACAUAAUACCUUUUUUUUCUUCUGUGUGUCGCUAUUGAAAGCGACAGCUAAAAAAAGAUACGGUGAAAUAUUGAUAAAAAGUGAAAUUAUAACAUGAUUCCAGAAAACUUAGUCUGAAUUUUGAAAACGAUUUAAUGUUUCAUGAAACGGUACAAUAACGAAUGAGGAUUGAACGAGAUAGUUGAAAUAUUUAUUUUUAAUUGAAACAUUUCUAUAUUUUUGUUCCCAAACGUAACAGAGAUCGUAGUCCAAAUAUAAUAUUUUAUGUAACUGUUGUUCCAAAAAAAAAUCAAUCUGUACAUUAAAUGAAAAAUUAUUUCAAAAAUAAAUAUAUGAACGAAAUUAUGUUCAUUUUCUGUCUUAGAAA